Molecule: messenger RNA, 634 nt
Organism: Staurois parvus
Lineage: Eukaryota; Metazoa; Chordata; Amphibia; Anura; Ranidae
Source: the annotation of a GenBank genome assembly
AUGCUGUGUGUCCUGAGUGUGCUGUGCAUUCUGCUGAGCCUUUACCUGCCUGUACUCUGCCAGGGGACACAAGGGGACAACAACCACACUGGUCAGCCCAGUACAGCGCCGUCUGCUGACAAUGACACACAUCGCACCUUCCUGGAGAUGUUCGGCACCAAGUACCCGGCCCCUACGAGUCUCGGGGAAGAACGAUACGGAGUGUUCCUGGAAAGCUUGGAAAGACAUAAAUAUCUGAAUGGGUUUUGUACACAGUGCUGGAGAUGCAUUUUAUGGAAUUAACCAGUUUUCUGAUUUGUCAGCUGAGGAGUUUUCAUACGUUUACUUGAAGAGCUACCCUGCUAUGAAAGACAAUUAUAUUGUACCUAAUAAAACAUUUUCAAAAGAAAAUGAUCUUCCGUUGAGGUUUGACUGGAGAGACAAAAAUCUUGUGACAUCUGUGAAAAAUCAGAGGGAUUGUGGUGCUUGCUGGGCUUUCAGCAUAGUUGACACGGUGGAGUCUGCCUAUGCUAUCAAAGGACAUCCUCUCAUGGACCUUAGUGUACAGCAGGUCAUUGACUGUUCGUACAUGGACAAUGGCUGCAAUGGUGGAUCCACCCUCAGUGCCUUGAAAUGGUUAUAUCAGGUUGUUUGA